Messenger RNA from Sorghum bicolor (sorghum), 2007 nucleotides. Its product is annotated as flavonoid 3'-monooxygenase. The transcript is spliced from 3 exons. The record is from RefSeq and is a predicted model, not a curated record. NCBI's taxonomy places the organism in Eukaryota, Viridiplantae, Streptophyta, Magnoliopsida, Poales, Poaceae. Gene Ontology annotation, molecular function: heme binding; monooxygenase activity; iron ion binding. The coding region runs from base 63 to 1658 and encodes 531 amino acids.
CCUCGUUCUUGAACGCACACAACAGAAGAAAAGAAUAAGCACAUCGCAGCUACUACGUUCCGAUGGAGACGGAACUAGUAGUCUCUUUCAUGGGCGUCGUGCUCGCCACCGCUCUUCUCGUCGUCACCGUCCUCCGCCGCAAGCGCUGCUCCAGCUCCAGCUCCAGCCGCGAGUACAGGCUCCCACCCGGCCCUCGCCCGUGGCCGGUGAUCGGCAACCUCAACCUGCUCGGCUCGCUCCCGCACCGCUCCAUCCACGCGCUCUCGGCGCGGCACGGCCCGUUCAUGUCGCUCCGCUUCGGCUCCGUCCCCGUCGUCGUCGGCUCGUCGGUGGACGCCGCCAGGUUCUUCCUCAAGACCAACGACGCGUCCUUCAUCGACCGCCCCAAGAUGGCGUCCGGGAAGCACACCGCCUACGACUACUCCGACAUCGUCUGGUCCCCCUACGGCGCCUACUGGCGCCAGGCGCGCAAGCUGUGGAAGGCCAACCUCUUCAACGACAGGCAGCUCAGGUCGCUGGAGCACGUCCGCAGCGAGGAGCUGCGCGUGCUCCUGCGCGACCUGCGCGCCCUGUCCCUGUCCUCCUCCUCCUCCGCGUCCGCCGGGCGCGGCGGGGGCGUCGUCGCGCUCAAGGAGCACCUGCUCAUGCUGAGCCUCAACGUGAUCUCGCGCAUGGCGCUGGGCGGGAAAUACGUCGGCGAGGGCGGCACCGCUGGCUCGCCGAUCUCGCCGGCCGAGUUCAGGUGGAUGGUCGACGAGCUGUUUCUCCUCAACGGCGUGUUCUGCGUCGGGGACUUCAUCCCCUGGCUCAGCUGGCUGGACAUUCAUGGCUACGUCGGGAGGAUGAAGAAGCUGGGCAAGAUGUUCGAUCGCUUCUUGGAGCACAUGGUGGAGGAGCACAGCCAGCGACGGCGGCGAGAAGGCGAUAAGUUCGUUGCCGCGGACAUGGUGGACCUGCUGCUGGAGCUCGCCGACGACCCCAAACUUGAGGUGCCCAUCAAACGGGAUGGCGUCAAGGGAUUCGCUCUGGACCUCAUCGCUGGCGGCACGGACUCCUCGGCGGUGACCAUCGAAUGGGCCAUGUCGGAGCUCCUGCGGAAUCCCGAUGUGCUCUCCAAGGCCACCGAGGAGCUGGACGGCGUCGUCGGCCGCGAACGCCUUGUCACCGAGCAGGACAUUCCGAACCUGCCGUACCUGGAGGCCAUCGUGAAGGAGGCCUUCCGCCUGCACCCCGUGACGCCGCUGCUGGCGCCGCGGCUGUGCCGCGAGGACGCUUCCACGGGCAGCUACGACAUCCCACGGGGCACGCUCGUGUUCGUGAACGUCUGGACCAUCGGCCGCGACCCCGCCGUGUGGGGCGACGACGCGGAGUUCUUCCGCCCGGAGAGGUUCGUCGGCAGCGGCGUGGACGUGAAGGGGCAGGACCUGGAGCUGCUCCCGUUCGGGUCCGGCCGCCGAAUGUGCCCGGGCUACGUCCUCGGGCUCAAGAUGGUGCAGGUGACCCUGGCCAACCUGCUGCACGCCUUCGCGUGGCGGCUGCCGGAUGGCGUGGCCCCGGAGAAGCUGAGCAUGCAGGAGAAAUUCGGCCUGGCCGUUCCGCGCUUCGUCCCUCUCGAGGCCGUCGCCGUGCCCAGGCUGCCUGCACACCUCUACGCCUGAGGGACGUCGACGGGAAAAUUCAGAAAAGGUGCAGCUGCACCCACUAUCUACUAUAUACAAUCACCCAUAGACGUCAAUCUGCCUCGUGAUCGGCACCACACCGAAGCUAGACCAAGAGGAGGUUGCUUGUCUUAUGGGUGCAUACGUAUAGUAUUGGUAGAUUUUAGUUAUGUUUUAUUUUUACCUAUUUACUUGGCUGAUAAGCUAUGGUGCAGCUUAUAUAUUCGGAUCAGGUAGACUUUUGUUAGAUUUCAUAACAAACGGUAUGUAUAUAUACAUAAGAAAAAUCAUCUAUCGUAGACUGUUUGGCCCCACCAUCUUUGCUCCUCACCUCCUAUUUUCUUAAAAA